Morchella sextelata is the source of this 4227-nucleotide messenger RNA. RefSeq lists its product as uncharacterized. NCBI's taxonomy places the organism in Eukaryota, Fungi, Ascomycota, Pezizomycetes, Pezizales, Morchellaceae. Gene Ontology annotation, molecular function: phosphorelay sensor kinase activity; protein binding. Bases 1 to 4227 code for a protein of 1408 amino acids. The transcript is spliced from 7 exons. The record is from RefSeq and is a predicted model, not a curated record. Gene Ontology annotation, biological process: phosphorylation; phosphorelay signal transduction system.
AUGGUCCGGCUUUCUGAUAAUCGGCUUAAAAAAACACACGAGAAGGCGGCAGUGGCAACGACGACGGCGGCGGCAGGGGCAGCAUCUUCACUGGCCCCCAAGAAUUCUAACGAUGGUUCUGCAAAGAGCGUAUCUGCCAGCGUGAGGACGCAUCCCACAAGUAAUCCGCCACCAGAUAUACCUCCACCGACAUCUGGCGCUUCGUUGGCGUUCACGGCACUCCAAUUCCUGCCUACUCCGUUGUUGGUACUCGGGCGCAAUAAAACGGUGGUCUUGGCAAAUGAAGCUAUGGGGAGGCUGCUGGGCAUGGAGCCACCGAACCAGAAUGUUAAUCGGCUAGCAGGGGCAGCCGUUAAAGAACCGUCGAGCCCAUCUAUUACAGAGCUGUUACAAGGCAAAGAUUUGUCUGAACUUGGAGUCAAUAUUCUGCAACGUGACAGUCCAUUAUGGGUUAGCUGGGAGCUGUUUCUUGAAGCUUUGGCAAAGGACAUGACUGGGGAUGAGGACGGCUUUGCGAACGCCAAUUCCCUAAUAAGUAGGGCGGGAGCUACCUCGCCUGCCUCGGAUGCGCCACCACUUUUGCGAGGACAUCCAGUUCGGGAUGUGGCUUUGGAUGUAUCUUUGAGCAAUCAUGGACACAAAGAAAGUGAUAAUCACCCACGCCCCAUCCAAAUACAAGCAAAGAUGAUCGUCUCUAUCUGGGUUCUUGAUUCUGAGAGAUACUUCACACUUACAUUCACAUCCAUGGCUUCACCACUAUCGCCAACUGCUGUAGAUGGGUCUUUUUUCCCAAAAGUAAGUGCGCCGUGCGUUGACCCAGAGCCAGCCAGACUUGGGUCUGCUUUAUUACCAAUGGGUGCCCCAGCGUCUUCAGACAUAUCGACAUCCCCUUCAGUCCUCGAUAGAAUGAUGCGAAUGAAGGACGCAGUCCUUGAUGCAAUGGAGAUUCCUGUAUUCGGAAUGUGGCAUGAUGGCUCAAUGGGUUUUACAAACCGUGCAGCCCAAGAGAUCUCACUUUCCGAAAGAAAUACGUAUACCUUUCAUCGCGAUGAGCUCACGAGAUGGUACAGGCUAUACUCUGAGGAUUUUGAGCGUGAACUGGAAGUGGAUGAACACCCAUUAAUCAAGCUAGUCAAAACAAAGAAAGCCAUUAGCCCUGGAAGGUUUGGCAUGUACUCAAGAGAGGGUAAAAAAAUGGUCUUUGACGCCCAUGGCGACGGAAUCUAUGAUAACGACACCGGGGAAUUUCUUGGUGGUUUAACCUGGCUGAGAGACGUUACAGAAUACCAGGAGAAGUUAGUGGUGCAGGAAGAAACGAAUGAGCUGCGAUUCAUGACCAUGUGUGAUUGCAUGCCCCAGUUGAUAUGGACCACCAGACCGGAUGGAUAUCACGACUACUACUCAAAAAGAUGGUAUGAUUUUACCGGUCUUACAAAGGAGGAGUCUCUAGGAAUGGUAACGGUCUGGCUGCCACCUCUUCCAUUGAAUAAUAGUGGGCUGACUCUUUCACUUGUCAAGGGCUGGAAAGCACCCUUUCAUCCCGAAGACAUGCCGUUAGUGAUCAAGGAGUGGAUGCGCUGCCUGGAAACAGGGCAAGAUUACACCGUAGAAUACCGCUGUCGACGUCACGACGGAGUGUGGCGAUGGAUGCUCGGCCGAGCACUGCCACUUCGAGACCCCCGUACAGGUGAAAUAAUUAAAUGGUAUGGAACCUGUACGGAUAUUCACGACCUUGUCGAAGCGCGAUCCGAGGCUCGCCGUACUCGCAAGCAGCUACAAGAAGUUCUCCAACAUUCUCAGAUAACAUUAUGGGCAAUUGACUGUAGCAACCACAUCACGUUGCUCGAAGGGUCAAUAAUCUGGGAUCUUCACAACACUGCAGAAUCUUACAUUGGUGUGGAUAUCUAUGAGUUGUUCCAGGAUUGCCCGGAAUUCCUGCACCCUAUCGAGAGCAUCCUCAACGGCAAAGAUAACUUGCUAUAUUCAGAGACCGAACUGAACGACGGACGGUGGUUCAGAACAAAGUAUGUGCCCAUACUAGGCAAGAAGGGUAGCGCCGGACAAUAUGACAAGAAUUACGUAGCAGGUAUCAUUGGGGUAUCUCUAGAUACCACGGAGGUGCAUAAUGCGAGCGCGGAGCUGGAAGCAAGGGAGCGAGAAAAUCGAGUGUUAGCUGCAGCCGAGAGCGCCGCAAAGGAGGCGAGUAAGCUCAAGAGCGAGUUUCUUGCAUCUAUGUCGCAUGAAAUCAGGACGCCAAUUGCUGGUGUUGUCGGGAUGGCAGAAAUCAUUCUGGAUACAAACCUGGAUACGGAGCAACGCGAAUUUGCGGAGAACAUCCAACGGUCAGCCAAUGCGCUGUUGACCGUCAUCAACGACAUUCUUGACAUAUCCAAAGUCGAGUCUGGACGACUCGACAUCGAAGAAGUUCAGUUCAGCUUACCACUCGUGGUCCAGGAUGUGACUAAGAUGUUGAGCUUUGAUGUUGAGAGACGAAAACUAGCUUUUGAAUGCGAUGCUGAUUGGGGUGAGGCUGGGGAGAAUAUGACAGUUAUCGGGGACCCGGGAAGGAUUAGGCAGAUAUUGACCAACUUGCUAACAAACAGUAUAAAGUUCACCCACGAGGGGUUCAUUAAGUUGUAUGUUGAAGUCGUGAAGGAGGAUGAUGAAUCCAUUGUUGUACGAUUUGAAGUCAAGGACUCUGGUAUCGGGAUUGAUGACGAUGUACAACAAAAGCUAUUCCAGCCAUUUACUCAAGCAGAUUCGUCGACGGCGAGGAGAUUUGGCGGAACAGGGUUAGGCUUAACCAUCAGUAAAAAUCUUGUUGAUCUUAUGGGUGGUACUAUUGGCCUUUCCUCUAGCCUUGGCGCUGGUACAACUGCAUACUUCACGAUACCAUUCCAUCGUCCACAGUACCAAAAUGGGUGCUUGCAACCCGCAGAUAUUAGUAGUCUUCCAGACAGGUUGCAAUCGGACGUGUCUGUGUCUUGUCGAUCAUCAGAUUGCGGUAUUUCAACACCGCCCGAGUCUCCUAUAGAUAUUGCUUUAAAAAGGACAAGAUCUUCAAGCCAUUCAACCAAUUUGUUGAAGAGAAUUACGCCAGGGCUAGCGACGGCAGCAGAGAUUGAAAGAAACAUGGAGGAGAGGAAGAGAACCCAUGUGUUGGUCGUCGAAGAUAAUGAUAUCAACCAACAAAUUGCGAUAAGGCUGAUCAAGAAGCUUAAUUUCUCUGUCUCGGCUGUAAGUAAUGGACUAGAGGCCCUUGAGUUCCUCAAGGAGGCUGUACCACCAAGCUCCACAGAGCCCGGAUCACCGUUGAAUAGCGAUGCUUCUUCUUCAUCAUCUUCGACAACAACACGUCCACAACGGCCAGAUAUCAUUCUUAUGGAUGUUCAGAUGCCUGAACUCGAUGGAUACAGUGCCACCCGCAUAAUCCGUUCCGGAAAACUAUACGAGUAUCCAACCGAAGGUAAUAAAGAAAUCUCGCUUUGGAGAAACCCACGAAACCCCAAACCAGCACCGAAACUACCGGACGGACCUAGUCCCUCCUCGGAAUGGUUGUCGGGAGUCCCAAUAGUCGCCAUGACAGCCUCUGCAAUUAGAGGUGACCGUGAAAAAUGUAGAGAUGCUGGAAUGGAUGACUAUCUCGCCAAGCCUGUGAAAUGUACAACACUUGAGAAAAUGCUGCUGAAAUGGUGCCCUGGAAAGCAUGCAUUGCGCAGUAACAGUUACCCGAUCAGUGCGCCGUCAUCGGCGCCGUUUGCUGGUAGUGGUGACCUUUCACUCACGGGUUCUAAGAAAUCGCCAUUUACGAUGGCGGCGAUUGCGCAUGCUACUGGGAUGGACAGCAAUGCACCCUCAGGACCGGGAUCAAUGGCGGUGACGGAGAAGGGAAUUGUGCCGAACCCGGAUAUCAAGAGGGUGGUCGUGGAGCCGCCGUCGCUAUCGACUGUUGUGUCGGUGAAUAGCACGCCGAAAGCAUCUGACCGCCACGGAAGACCAGUGGAGGAUCCGUUCGACUCCAUGUAUGCCUCGGACGAGAACAGUAUGCAUGGAAUCAACAUAUCAGUACUGAAACGACAACUUCAGGAAGAGGUUAUGAAUAGUGCAGCUGGGGGAAAUGGGCGAGAGAGAGAAAAUUUGAAAGAAAUCAGCCACGGGAAAACAACACGGGGAAGAACGACAGAGUCAAUGCCGCGGAUAAUGCAUGCUGCUUCAGCCCCCAUGUAA